Molecule: messenger RNA, 189 nt
Organism: Haemonchus placei
Lineage: Eukaryota; Metazoa; Nematoda; Chromadorea; Rhabditida; Trichostrongylidae
Source: the annotation of a GenBank genome assembly
UUUUGCUCGAAUCCUGUAUCAAUAGCAAGACGAGUAAUCUUGUCCUUUGGUUCUCCAUCCGAUUCUUCCUCAGACUCAAGAUUAACAUAUUUGAAAUCGGGCUUUGAGCCACCAAAAGUUGCCGGAUUAAUAUGGAUUUCCAACUUUGACGCAAGUUGGACGGCCAAUUCUGGACACUUCUCCCGUUGA